Diabrotica virgifera virgifera (western corn rootworm) is the source of this 762-nucleotide messenger RNA. Its product is annotated as glycosyltransferase-like protein gnt13. The transcript has a single exon. Bases 1 to 762 code for a protein of 253 amino acids. The record is from RefSeq and is a predicted model, not a curated record. NCBI's taxonomy places the organism in Eukaryota, Metazoa, Arthropoda, Insecta, Coleoptera, Chrysomelidae.
AUGUUCGUUUCUGCAGAUAAUAAUCUAAAUGAGUUCGUAUUUAAUGCUUUACGUUCUAAAAUCACGAAAAAUGCCCAAACAUAUAUUCUAUGUAGGCCAGAUCUUAAUACUUGGCCACAAAUCAGAAAUGCUUUGAGAGAACAAUUUGGAGAUCGUAUUGAUAGACAAACAUUAACAAAAGAAAACAUAUUAGACUAUAUUAACAGAGUAAAAUCUUCAAAAUCUCGAUUAGAAGUAAAAAUAAAAUCGGAUCCUAAUGUCACACAAGAAAGAAAAUUGAAUCUUAUUGAACAAAAUGAAGGAAAUGCUCUAGAUGUAUUAAUGGGCAAUGUUAAUGACAGUUUAAGAACAAUAUUAGACAUGCAAAAUCCCAGAAAUAUGAACCAUGCAUGUGAAACUAUAAAUCGAUAUUAUUAUAGAGAACAACGAUUAAAUUCUCUUUACCAAGACAAUAAAAAUACAAACUUGAAUCAAAAUCGUCAUAAUAAUAAUUACUCUAAUUACCUUCCUCAAAAACAAUAUUAUCCAAGAUACAAUCAAUAUGUAAAUCAAAGAUAUGAUAACAAACAAAAUUAUCAAAGUCCAAAUUAUCAAACACAUAAUGUUCAAAAUGAACAAACAUUUCCUAGAGAAUCAAUAAAUAUUCAUCAAAGACAAAUUCCUCCUAAAACAUAUUAUAAUCAACAAAAUAAACGACCUAAUAAAAAAAUGUAUUUUCUCCAAGAAAUUCGAAUAAACCAACAGGACCUCCUCAACCAAUGA